Messenger RNA from Labeo rohita (rohu), 931 nucleotides. RefSeq names its product Bet1 golgi vesicular membrane trafficking protein-like (gene bet1l). Gene Ontology annotation, biological process: regulation of retrograde vesicle-mediated transport, Golgi to ER; retrograde transport, endosome to Golgi. NCBI's taxonomy places the organism in Eukaryota, Metazoa, Chordata, Actinopteri, Cypriniformes, Cyprinidae. The transcript has 4 exons. Gene Ontology annotation, cellular component: SNARE complex; Golgi trans cisterna. Gene Ontology annotation, molecular function: SNAP receptor activity. Bases 217 to 549 code for a protein of 110 amino acids. The record is from RefSeq and is a predicted model, not a curated record.
AGCGACUGCUGCGGUACACUGUACGCUGGUUUGCACUUCGGCGGUUCGUUUCGAGACAAAUGUGCGCUGGUUUACAUUUGUCAACAAUUUUAUUCAACGUACACGUGUUGGUAUUUGUUUUAAACGUCGUUUACAGUUACAACGAAUAGUUUUUGUGGGUGUCCCGCGUGUUUUAGAGUGAUUUUUCGUGGUUGUUAGCAGAUUAGCUCUUUAAAGAUGGCUGAUCCAUGGAAUCGUGGACAUGGUGCUGUGGAUGACAUGCUAGAUGCUGAAAACAGGAUGAUGGCUGAGAAUCUGGCUAGUAAAGUGUCUAGACUCAAAUCUCUGGCGUAUGAUAUUGACAAAGAGGCUGAGGAACAGAAUACCUACUUGGAUGGCAUGGACUCCAAUUUUCUCAGCGCAACCGGCUUGUUGACUGGAAGCGUGAAGAGGUUUUCCACAAUGGUGCGAUCCGGCCGAGACAACAGAAAGAUCUUGUGUUACGUGUCCAUUGGUUUGGUUGUGGUCUUCUUCCUGCUGUAUUAUCUGGUGUCACGGCUCCAGAACUAAUGGGUCGCUAAUAUUUUAGAGCAGUUUCUCAGUUCUAUGAGAAUAUUUUUGGAUGCUCUGUCUGAUUCUCUCAUGAGGAGAUUUCAGUGAUGUGUAAAGUGGAUGUCUUUCCAUUAAUAUAAAUGAGGAAAGUAUGUGGUUUGGGGAUUUAUUGCAUUUAACUUUAUUUAAGCAAACCCUUUGUUUACACUAUCAAAAGUGGUCUAUUCAGUGUCUAUUUUUAUUCAUAAUCGAAAGGAACAUGCCAUGGACCAAUAUUUGCCGUUUUAUUUCAAAUUAAUUAAAAACAUAUUUUUGCAAUUUCCAUGCUUUAUAUUUUUAUCAUUGUAGAUUAUGUAAGAAAAUGUAACUAAUGCUUUUUUGAUAAUUAUGUACAUUAAAA